GGUCCUUCAGUCACCCGGAAGAAGCGCCAGUGUUUACAGUCGAGCGGCAGAAACACGUGUGUGUGUGUGAUGGUCAACACAGGUUGCAGUCACUGCUAAUGAAUUUCUGUAUGUCUGCAGCGAAUAAAACAUCAUCUGUGAAAUAAACAUCAUGAGAGUUGUUGCGUUGAUCAGUGGCGGUAAAGACAGCUGUUAUAACAUGAUGCAGUGUGUGUCUGCUGGUCACACUAUAGUGGCCCUUGCCAACCUCAGGCCUCCUGCACACGCCGUGUCGGAUGAGCUGGACAGUUACAUGUACCAGACGGUGGGUCACCAGGCCGUGGAUCUGCUGGCGGAGGCCAUGGAUCUGCCCCUGUACAGGCACACUAUCAAGGGCUCGAGUCUGCACACCGGCAGAGAGUACAGCCCGACGGAAGGAGACGAGGUGGAGGAUCUCUAUCAGCUGCUCAAACUCGUCCAGGAGGAAGUGUGUGUGGAGGCCGUGUCCGUCGGGGCCAUUCUGUCCGACUACCAGAGGAUACGUGUGGAAAACGUGUGUGCGAGGCUUGAGCUCCAGCCGCUGGCGUACCUGUGGCGCCGAGACCAGGCCGAGCUGCUCCGAGAGAUCAUAUCAAGCGGCCUCGACGCCCGACUCAUCAAAGUGGCAGCGAUCGGUCUGGAUCCAGAGAGACAUUUGGGAAAAUCCCUGGCGGAGAUGGAACCGUAUCUGCACGAGCUUUCAGAGAAGUAUGGAGUUCAUAUCUGUGGGGAAGGAGGCGAGUACGAGACCUUCACCGUCGACUGUCCGCUCUUCAAGAAGAAGAUCGUCAUUGACUCUGCGGAGACCGUGAUCCACUCGGCCGAUGCCUUCGCUCCUGUGGGAUUCCUGCGCCUCACACACAUGCACACCGAGGACAAAACAGAAGGUUUGGGAGCACUGCCUCUCAGUAGAUGUCCUUGCCAGAACACCAUUGACAAGAUGACAGAAGAGCUGGAAUAUGCUGAUAAAUCUCCAGACGUCCAGCGAGGGUGUCCAUCAAACGCUGAGCGCGGUUGUCAGCCGGAGCAGGGUCGUCUGCCGUCACACUCAUCCCGGAGUCCGGCGGGUUUCCAGUGGAUCAGUGGCUUGACGGCGCCUCCGUCCGAACACGCACACGUCCAGGGCCAGAGCCGGCACAUCUUCACACUCCUGCAGAGGCGUCUGCAGGAGCGCGGCUGGCGGAUGGAGCAUGUGCUUCUGGUUCAUCUGUACGUCAGGGACAUGGAGAACUUCAGCCUCAUCAACUCCCUGUACCGAAGCUUCUUCACACUGGAUCCUCCAGCCAGGGUGUGUGUUCAGGCAUCUCUCCCGCUCGGUCAGCACCUUCAGAUGGACGUUCUGCUUCACGAUUGGACAACGGCGAGCGAGAACGACGGGUUUCCUCAGAGACACACACUUCACGUCCAGAGCCGGUCUCACUGGGCCCCAGCCAGCAUCGGGCCCUACAGUCAGGCCACGCAGGUGCGUGAGGCUGUGUUCUGCGCGGGACAGGUCGCUCUGACCCCCUGCUCUAUGCAGAUGCUGGACGGGCCGCCAGCGCUCCAGGCCCGGCUCUGCUUCAGUCACACGGAGAAGGUUCUGUGUGCCGUCAGCGCCGGACUCACGCUGGCUCACGCUCUGCAGGCGCACGUCUACCUCACACAGUUUAUUGUGUGUGUGUGUGUCCAGGUGGAGGUCAGUGUCGUGGCCGUCCAGUCUUUACCCAGAGGAGCCGCGGUGGAGCUCCAUGUGAUCGCGGUGCAGGACCGUCCCGCGGGUCGAGCGUCCCGUCGCAGCGUCUCACGGGUCCCGGGCGGCUCCGUGGAGUGCCGGCUGCUCCAGUCCAGCUGCGCUCGAUACGCCUCCCUGUCUCUGAGCCUGAGUCUCAGCGGGACACACACACCGGCGGCCCAGACCCUCACAGACGCACUGCUGUCCUCCUACCAGAGCGCUCUUCAGAAGACGGAGAACCUCUCGGCUCUGUGCGCCAGGGUUUUCUAUAAGAGCCACGACAUGUUCGUCACAGAGAUCGCCACAGGGCUGGAGCGGUGUCUGAGCGGAUCUGGUCUCGAUGGAUCCGGUCCCGCUGUGGUGCUGGUUCCGGUUGAGGAUCUGCCGGGUCGUGUUCUCCUGCUCGUGUCCUGCUGGCUCAGUGUGUAGACGAGUCAAACCUGCUCAGAUCUAGACCUGCAGUCAGUGCCGCUCUCAUUCAAUGCAUAUCUGUGUUUUUUAAAGUGACAGUUCA
Messenger RNA from Pimephales promelas (fathead minnow), 2243 nucleotides. NCBI's taxonomy places the organism in Eukaryota, Metazoa, Chordata, Actinopteri, Cypriniformes, Leuciscidae. The record is from RefSeq and is a predicted model, not a curated record.